UAAACGAUCCCCAGGAACUAUCCAAGUGAAACACAAAACCUGCACCAUUGAAGCAAUUCAAGAUGGUUUUAGAAACUAUUUCAAGGAUAAUUAAAGUCCAGCUGCCAGCUUACCUCAAGAGGCUUCCACUUCCGGAGACGAUUGGUGGAUUUGCGAGGUUAACAGUGUCCGAGUGGCUCCGGUUGUUGCCUCUCCUGGGUAUCUUGGCUUUGCUGGGCUAUCUGACCAUUCGCCCGUUCCUGCCUAAGAAGAAGAAGCAGCGAGACAGCCUGAUCAACCUGAAGAUCCAGAAAGAGAACCCCAAAGUGGUCAAUGAGAUAGACAUCGAGGACCUGAACAGUGCAAACGUGUGCUACUGUCGCUGUUGGCGCUCCAAAACUUUUCCUGUUUGUGACAAGUCACACUUAAAGCACAAUGAGCUGACUGGAGACAACGUGGGACCGCUCAUACUCAAAAAGAAGAUACUGUAAUUGACCAUUGAUGGGAGUUUUCCUCUCACCUCCCCAGUCUUGAGUUUUCACUUCUUAACAGUUUCUCUCUUUUUUUUUUUUUUUUUUUUUUUAUUUACAAAAGUGUCAGAAAUGUGGAGUCUUUAUUUUUGAAGUGGUCCUAAUCUGGUGACACAAAUGUAAAAAUACAAAUUUUGCUUAUUUUUGUGCCCAUUGUUAACUUUUCAGUUGUCAUGUCUGCAGUAGUUUUGUAGCUCAGAAAAGUAUUUUUAUAUAACUGUAAGUACAAUUUUAGUCAUGUCUCAGCCUUUUUUGGAGUCAUUUAUGAAUCAUUGGGACCACUUUGAGGAGAAAACUUGAAACAUAAUUGCAGUGACUUUAUAAUAGCUUUCAAUGGUCGAAACUCAUCAGGGGGGAAAAUGCCUUUUUUUCCCCCCCAGAUAAAUUGUUGAAGGUUAGUAGUAAGAGUUGAAUGAAUACUUGUCCAACCUCUAAUCCUGUAAGUUUGUUUAACCAUUUUGUACUGUAAGUUUUCACUCUGGUAUUAUUUAACAGCCAGUCUUUUUUUUCUUUCUCCCUUUUCAGUGUGCCAAAUGUUAACAUGCUUUCAGGAUGUGAAAUAUUCUCUUAUAAGUUAUUGUGUGUAUGGGAUGCGACUUCACAUGCAUUUUGUCCACAGCCUUCAAAUGAUAGAAUUGGAGUUUUACCACACUUUGUAUUGAACUAAGUUGCGUUCAAGCAUUUCAAACAACCACACAGUUGAGUAAGAAUCUAGUUUUAACCUCACUGCCUUUUUGAGGUUUCAGAGUAACUUUGCAUUGUAUAAGACUUUUGCUAUGUAUUCUUCUCUCUAGCUUCUAUAUUGCCAGAAUAACUGUAAAUAGUGAACUUCCUGCUAGAGUAUCUCCUUAAUUCAUCAGCAAUAUUUUAUACAUAAAUGGUUUAUGUGGUCAGAACUGUAUUUGCGUGUGAAUGACUGAGUGUUUUAUACUUUGGAAGAUAAUGAUUUUAAUAUAUUCAUGCUGCGUUUUAAUUAUAUAAAAAAAACAUAAGGAGGUUUAACUUGACUAUUUGGACAAAUACAAUUGAAGUUUCACUUCCCUUCUUUUGUUACUACAACUGAGGAAUUCUUCAAGUAAGCUUGAGUUGAAA
Molecule: messenger RNA, 1601 nt
Organism: Scomber japonicus (chub mackerel)
Lineage: Eukaryota; Metazoa; Chordata; Actinopteri; Scombriformes; Scombridae
Gene: cisd2
Product: CDGSH iron sulfur domain 2
Exons: 3
Coding region: 63-470 (135 amino acids)
Biological process (GO): autophagy of mitochondrion; regulation of autophagy
Cellular component (GO): intracellular membrane-bounded organelle; mitochondrial outer membrane
Molecular function (GO): 2 iron, 2 sulfur cluster binding
Source: RefSeq, a predicted model, not a curated record